This is a messenger RNA of Sipha flava (yellow sugarcane aphid), 4623 nucleotides long. RefSeq lists its product as uncharacterized. Gene Ontology annotation, molecular function: sequence-specific DNA binding. The transcript is spliced from 11 exons. Lineage: Eukaryota; Metazoa; Arthropoda; Insecta; Hemiptera; Aphididae. The record is from RefSeq and is a predicted model, not a curated record. Bases 935 to 4450 code for a protein of 1171 amino acids.
GCGGCUUACGUUAUCUAUUAAAUGAAUCGUAUCACAGAACGAUUUACAUAAAUGAUAAUUGUACGGUUGACGAUGUGGAAAACAUUCUUCUUCAGUACACGUUACCGACGUCUUAUCAGAUUACGGAUGCGAUCCAACAAUACUUCCAUACGGUGUGGAUACAGUGUCCCAAUCAGCUGGUCGAGUGUCGCUUCCAUGUUCUGCGAUUGUUUACUGUUCUUGGACGAACGAACGCGGGCGCGGUGGCGGUACUGUAGCGUUAUUGGUGGCACCGGUGAAACGCGUUCGACGGCGGCGUCUUAAACGUUGUUCCCCGGGAUGUGCUAACCUCUAGGCCGCAGCAGUAAAGAUGCAGCCAUUCAAUGCUCUACAAGUAGAAGAUUACGGCACGUUGAACAAACGACAAUUACCAGAUCUCCAUCACGUUGUUGUCGGAAGUCGCGAGUAUUUUCAACUCAAUGUUUAAUCUAAACCAGUUGUUAUUGUAAUAACCAUUAUGUUGACUCUGGUAACCGUUUAACUGAAUUGUUGUGAUUGUUCACAAAUCGUAAGUUAAGGUUUACACCCAUAAAAGUUUAGAUUUUAAAUCGAUUAUAAUCAUAACAUCAAUUAUGUUGACUCCGGUAAUCAUUUAACUGAAUCGUUGUGAUUAUUCACAAAUCGAUAGUUACGGUUUCCAUCCUUGAAGUUUGGAAUUUUUCCCUUAAAUAAUAUUCUGUAAGCGGAUCAAUUUCUCAGAACGAAAAAGAAAUUUUUAACGGUAACUCAAGGUACUGACAACUUUUUUUUGAUUAGAAUAAUAGUCGUACCACCUAUAGUUUAUUGGACAUCUGUAUGUGUUACUUAUAAAUUGAGUGAAAUACUUGUUGGACGUUUCUAUUAUUUAUCCCUAUACCAUUUGGUUUCAUGUAUUUCUCUGUUAAGAUUUUUAUAAAUGCAUACGUGUAUUGUUUGUACUAAUUCUUCUCCGAGAACAAGACAACUUGGCAAUGUUACUUAUCAUACACUCCCUACUGAUCCAUUAAGAAGGAAAAGAUGGGUUCAAAGUCUUAAAAUUAAAAAUGUUUUGGAUUGGCAUCGUAUAUGUAGUUAUCACUUUACAGAUGAUGAUUACAUUGUGCGGGAUGGAUUUAAACGAAAAUUAAGAGAAUCUGCUGUUCCGUCAUCAAAAAUCGUUGUAACUCAAGACAGUAAUAUAAAACCUGAAUUUGUGGCACGUUUAAGACGUAAAUUAAGAGUUACGAGUGACUUAAUUUAUCCUGAGGAACCUAUUUCAACCAGGAAACCAAAUAAAUCUGUAGCACAAACUGUAAAAAAAACAAAGCAAUCUGUGAAAAACACGGAGAAAAUUGUAGAAGAAACAGUACAAACUGAGGAAGGAAUGGAUAAAAUAGAACGUACUGCAGUAGAAACCCGUAUGGGGCAUACAGUCCAUACUGUGAUAGAAAUAGAGCCAACUUUACUAGAAAAAAUAGCAAGACUAGAGGAAAUAGAAAAGAAUAAAAGAGAAAUAGAAAAUCAAUCAGUAAAUAAUGCAGUCAUAACACCAAGGAGAUCUACUAGAAAAAUUAAAAUUAAAAAAAGUGAUGAUGAAAUUGUAAAUAAUUCAUUGGUUCAAUCAAGGACGAAGACACAGAAUGAUACAAGAAACGAAACUACUUCUACAUUGCAGAAUCAGACUAAAAAGACCUAUUAUUCAAUGGGAAUUGGAAUUAAAUGUCAAGUUAAGAACUGCCCAAACAAAUAUUCAAAAAACACAAUCAGUUUUUUUGGUUUUCCAAAUGAUACAGCAACUCGAUCAAUUUGGAUUAGAAACUGCGGACUAUAUGGUGUAGUUAAACCUGUAGGAAAGCUGAAAAGUACUAUAAGGAUAUGCAGAAACCAUUUUGAGGAUCGUAUGUUCUUAAAUCCCAACAGACCUAAAAGACUACGACCAGACGCUUAUCCAACAUUAUUUCAUGAUAAUGAUGGUGAUACUUCUCAAUCAACACUUUCUAAUCAUGAAAAUAUGAAUAUGAUUAGUGUUCCAUGUACAAUUAAUGAUGGUAUGGAAUCUCAGACAAAUUCAAUGAUUAAAACUGAUACUGAUGAUGAGUAUCCUCUAAAUGAUAAUAUGGAUGUACACAAUUAUUGUUCUAUACCUGGAUGUAACAAUAAGUAUAAUGAUACAAUUGGUUCUGAAACCUUAUUUGUACUUGGAGAUGAAUCUAGAGCAAAUAAAUUGAGUUUAAUAUAUGGUGUUAAGUUGACUACAAAUAGUACAUUAUGUAAGAGACAUUUUGAUGCAGCAGACACAAAUGAAAAUGAAAUCCCAUUAGAAAAUAAUUGUGCAUUAAAAGCACCAAAUACAUAUAGGAAUGCAUCUAAACGAUCGAUAAUUGAUAAUGAGAAUGAUGAUUUGACUAUAAAGAAAACAAAGAAUAAUUUUUCCGAUGAAUCAAAAACUACCACUAGUUAUAAAAAUGUAGAUGAAAAAUACAUCAGUACUAGCCCUGUACUCUCAAAUCACAUACCGAAUGAUGCAUUUGUAAAUACUCAAGAUGAUAGUUCUGAGGAACGGUCAAGUUUAGAUGAAUUGUUUCCGAAAAUUUUAGCUAAUAAAUCUUUAUCAGUCACUCUAAACAGUUUAGGCACUGUUCAACACUACUCAGGACAAGAUGGGGUUCAAAUUGAAUAUCAUCCUGAAGACAUCAUUGAAGAAGACAAACCAAAAAAACCUGUAAUUAAAGAUUCACUUUCAAUAACUUCAUCAUCUGAUGAAUCUAUACCUCUUUCUCUCCAAUCAAAAUUUAAAGAAAUAAUUUCAAAAUCUCGCCAUAAUAAACCUAUAUCUAUUACAUUUGAAAAAAAGGUUAAUCCUAAUGAAAAUUUAAGUUCAAAUGUUCUACCAUCAUAUCCAGAAGAUCAUUCUGAUUAUGUUACUUCACUGUUAGAUAGUGAAGAUAAUUAUUUGCAAGUUCGGAGUGAACAAGUAUCAGCAAUAGACUCUACCAAAACAAUAAAUUCAACUAUUGACGAUAACAACGAAUUAGUGUGUAUAAAACUUGAACCUGUUGAUGAUUUAUUUCAAACAAUUUCAACUGACGAUGUUAAGUCAGAUUUUUGUGAACCAAAUGUUAACAAAAAUUCACCAUUAACUUCAACUAUAGACUUUGCGCCUAAGACUAAAGAGUCCACUGAGCAAAAAUCUUUACCUGUUUCAAACUUAAAUAUAAAAUCUGAACCAAUUGAUACAAUAGAUGAUGAAUCUCAAACUUUAAAUGAAAGUUAUUUAGUGGAUAAUUUUCAAUCAAAUGCUGAAUCAACGAUUCCAACUACUUCAAAUGUUAAAUAUAUGACUGAUAUUUUACAAAAUAAUACAAAUGAAUCUAUGCCCAGAAAAAGUACAAAAAUAUCAACAACUAAUUAUACUAACCAAGUUAAUUCAUCUGUCAAUUUAAAUUCUACACCAAUUAGUGUUCAUCCAUCAACUUCAGCUAACAAUAUAAUAACUAUUAGUGAAGAAUCAAAACUUAAGCAGCUAUUAUUAAACUCUUCAUCUAAUAGUUCUAUAUCUAUUACUACUGUACAUUCUGAUCAUCAACCUAAUGUUUCAAAUACUUAUGCUAAUUGUUCAUUGGUUAAUACUUCACAAUCAAAUUAUCUUCUAAAUGGGCAACAAUCAACUGCAAAUUCUAGAGCUACAGAUCAGGUGUAUUCAAAUAGUUUAGUUCUUCCAUAUAAUAACAAACAGCUAUCAAUUGUAAAACGUCCCUUGCUAAACAAGAAACGUCGUUCACAAAAUAAUCAAUCAGUGGACAAUACUACACCAGUAAUUUUCAGUUGUGUGUCAUUAAAUUCUAAUCAAAACAAAAACAAUGAAUAUAAACAAGCAAGUCUUUCAAUGAACGAAAUAGCCAAAUCUAUUUCACUUCCUGGUAAUUUUUGGAGACACCAUAUUAACAUAAAAAGUAAGGCACAUCGAUUUAUAGAGCUAGAUCAAAAUAUGAAACCUAUCAAGAAAAUUUAUUUUUACAAAAGUUUAGUGCCGGAUAUUAAUAUUAAUGGUAAAAGUUUUGAAUAUUAUGAAGAAAUUAGAACUCCAAAUCAAUUAGAAACUCUUUUAGAAAAAAUUGAUGAAAUUGAAAUAUGUAUUGGCUAUAAUGGAUUACAUCAUGAAAAAUGUAUUGCUUAUUUUGAAGAUACAUCUGAAGAAACUGAAUUAUGUCAUAAUUGUAAAAUGUUGAUGACUGACAGUAGUAACUUCUCGGAAGAUGAUCUAAUAAAAAAUAAAUCUAUUUUAACGAAAAGGCUUCAGAAUCAACUAUUUGAAUUGGAAGACAGUAUAGCUCAAAUCAAAAAUAAAAAAAAAAUACAAAUGCAGAAGAGAGAAGAUUUAGAAAAUAUUUUAAAAGUUAUUAAUCCAUUCAAAGUAUUAAAUGCUUUGAAACCUCCUGCAUAUAUUAAUUAAAAACUUAGUUUUAAAAUUCUUAAUUAAAAUAAAAUAAGCAUUAAUUUAUACACUCCCAAGAGUUAAUAUGCCAUUUUUACUAUAAAAACCACUUAAAUUUAUAUACUUUAUUAAUAAAUCAAUAAUUUACAAUUUUUAUGAUUUACAUAAUUAAAUUUUAGAUGUCAGAAAAC